This is a messenger RNA of Aspergillus terreus NIH2624, 1650 nucleotides long. Its product is annotated as putative MFS transporter. The record is from RefSeq and is a predicted model, not a curated record. Gene Ontology annotation, molecular function: transmembrane transporter activity. Bases 1 to 1650 code for a protein of 549 amino acids. Lineage: Eukaryota; Fungi; Ascomycota; Eurotiomycetes; Eurotiales; Aspergillaceae. Gene Ontology annotation, cellular component: membrane. The transcript is spliced from 3 exons. Gene Ontology annotation, biological process: transmembrane transport.
AUGCCCCCUGAACCAAGCGACUUUGACCGGGAAGACGCCCCGUUUCUCCCCUCCAGCAGCCACACCCCCAAGCACCACGAUGAGCCGGAGCUAGACGAGAAACAUGGCGCAGAGACAGAGACGCCCAGGGUGAUCGACCCCAAACUCCGCUUCCGCCUGAUGGUCACGCUAUUCGCCAUGAUUCUCGCCGUCGAAGUCGGCGUCGUCAUGGCCGGCGGCCCCAUGACGCGCAUCUAUGAAUCCAUCGCCUGUCGCGAGUACUUUGCCGCCAACGAUCCGCGCCAGAUCGGAGCCAACGGCGAGGUCAGCGAGAGUCUCUGCAAGAUCAAGGAGGUCCAGACCGAGCUGGCCGCCGUCAAGGGGUACAUGGAGUUUUUUGAUGGCUUACUCAGUAUCUUUCUGGCUAUCCCGUAUGGGCUCCUCGCGGACCGCCGCGGCCGCAAGCCAACCCUAUGUCUCAGCAUCCCCGGCUUCGCCCUGAACUGCAUCAUCAUGUUUCUCGUCAUGUGGUACUCGGACGUGUUUCCGCUGCGGGCCGUCUGGGUGUCGUGUCUGGCGUGGUUGUUCGGUGGUGGCCCGGUCGUGGCGUUUGCCAUCAUCUGGACCAUGAUGUCGGACGUGACCACCGAAGAAGAGAGGGCCGCCAUGUUCUUCAAAUUCGGCGUCGCCAGUAUGGGCGCUGAUUUCGCCUCCACAGCCGCCAGUUCCUGGCUGAUGGACUUUGACCCGUGGAUUCCGCUGCUGAUCGGAUGGGCGGUGGUCUUUGUCGGCAUGCUCUUCGCCCUCACGCUGCCCGAGACGAUGCAUGCCUUUCCACGACCAUCGGAGAAGGGGACUAAUCUCGAAAUGGCCCGACUCUCGCUGGCCAGCGAUGGGCGGAAGGGCGUCCUCAGCAAGGAGUACGACCGGAACAGCUUCAACAUCGACAGCGAUGCCUACCAGUCCAACCGCUUCUCGAAAUCCUCCAUCCUGCACUCCCUCAGAGCGCAAUCCCGCACCUACUUCUCCCCCUACGCCUUCAUCAUCAAAAACAAACGCAUCACCCUGCUGCUUACCGCCUUCCUCGUCUACCGCCUCAGCCGCGGCUCGUCCUGGUUCCUGAUCCAGUACAUCUCCGUGCGCUACGACUGGUCCCUGGCGCAGGCCAACUUCCUCAUGUCCUUCAAGCCCGCCCUGACCAUCCCGCUGUUCCUGAUCGUCCUCCCCGCCAUCUCGCGCUACCUGCUGCGCACCAUGCCCACGAACAAGAAGGACCUGCAGCUGGCCCGCGCCAGCAUCAUCUUCCUCGCGGCCGGCACCCUCGGCAUCGGCCUGUCGCCCUCCAUCGCCGCCCUCGUCCCCAGUCUCCUGCUGCAGACCGCCGGCUCGGGCUUCGUAUACCUCACCAGGUCGCUGAUCACGACGCUCGUCGAGCGCGAGGAGACGGCGCGGCUGUUCACCAUCAUCGAGGUGCUGCAGUCCGUCGGCAACGUCAUCGCCAGUCUGGCCAUCACGGCCGUCUUCCAGAUCGGGCUCGAGCUGGGCGGCGUGUGGAUCGGGCUGGCGUGGAUGAUGACCAGCACGGCGUUUGUGUUCGUGGGCGUGGCGAUCUGGAUGUUCCGGUUGCCGUCGACGGGGGACGAUGCCGAGAAAGAAGAGUGUGAAAUCUGA